CUCGACGAUGGUCAAGAAUCUGAUGAGCUUCACUUCCGCGUGCCAACGAUGCGCAGUGAUAUUACAGCCGAGUUGAACUUCGAGGCGGCGCAGGCUCGAAGGUGUGAGCAAUUGCAUGGCAAGACCAAACGAUGCUUCAGUCGCACGUAUACAAGUUAUAUCGAUGUAUAGGCUCGUGCUAGAUUGCAAAACGGUAUCUGAAUCACAAUCAAAUGUGGUCCGAAAGAGAUUCUAUCCAAGCUGGUACAGCCUAUCCUGCCUAAGUGAACACACGGUUCUACCGAUCGAUCCCUGAUCGCUUCGUCCAACUCGUGAGACCCC
This is a messenger RNA of Baudoinia panamericana UAMH 10762, 321 nucleotides long. RefSeq lists its product as uncharacterized. The record is from RefSeq and is a predicted model, not a curated record. The coding region runs from base 116 to 295 and encodes 59 amino acids. The transcript has a single exon. Lineage: Eukaryota; Fungi; Ascomycota; Dothideomycetes; Mycosphaerellales; Teratosphaeriaceae.